AUGGCUGAAUCAAUUGAUUGUGAAGACGCAGCAUCUUUAGUUUCUGUUUCUAGAAAUGAACGUGCAAGGAUUGCUCAGAAUACUCUUGCCACGCUUCAGACUGGUUGGUAUGAAUUACCUGAUGGUCAGCGAGUUAAUCUAGAAGAUGAUGUCAAAUUCUGCAACGAUAAUAGUAUACUCUACACUGAAGAUGAUCUACAAAACAUGAAGAAAUCAAUCACGACUACCGAUGAAUCAGACGUAAUUUCUUAUCCAAAAAUUGAAAUUCGCUAUUGUACAACUUUACAAGCAGCUCGAUUUCUAGUUGCUGAAGUGGGUGAAGACCAUGUUGGAGUAUUGAACUUUGCAUCAGCCAAAAAUCCAGGUGGGGGUUUCCUUAAAGGUUCUCAAGCACAAGAAGAAUCCAUUGCUCGAUCUUCCUCACUCUAUAUAGCAGAGACUCAAUCUAGAUUUAUGAAUGGAUAUUAUGAUUAUAAUCGCCAUGGCCCCAGAGGUAUCUACAGUCAUCGUAUGAUUUAUUCGCCAAGAGUAACAAUUUUCAAAGAUGACAAUGGUAAAUUACUAUCGUCUCCAUAUCAUGUUGCGAUUGUAACUGCUCCUGCUCCAAAUGCUGGUGUGAUAAAGAACGCCAAAGAGGCGCGAAAUGUUAUGACGGAACGUGUAAAACAUGUACUUAACGUUUUUAAAACAAACAAACAUGAUACUCUUGUCUUAGGAGCAUACGGCUGUGGUGUAUUUAAAAAUGAUCCACUUGAUGUUGCAAUUAUUUUCCGACAACAUCUCGAAUCGAAAGAGUUUCAGCACUCAUUCAAACGAAUCAUUUUUGCCAUUUUGAAUAAAGAAAUGUAUCAAAUAUUCGAGCAAGUGUUCGGUGCUAAUGAUUUGAACACUAUACAUGAACAAAUCGCAACAUUAUCUUUGGAUCAUGGUGUUCAGAAACAAUCUACGAACAAUAAUCGAAAUAAACAGAAUAAGAAAAAACGAGUAGAAAAACGAAGACGAAACAAUCACUUCGAUGAGGAUCAAAAUCAAACAAGUGAUAAUGACGAUGAGCGAAGAUUUGAUAUCGAUGCAUUAUUUACUAUUUGA
Molecule: messenger RNA, 1089 nt
Organism: Adineta steineri
Lineage: Eukaryota; Metazoa; Rotifera; Eurotatoria; Adinetida; Adinetidae
Source: the annotation of a GenBank genome assembly